UUCUUCUCUUCUCCUUUCUGUACCUCUCUUUCCUUCCUUCUCUCUCUUCUUCUUCUCGUCUUUGUCAUUCUCCUCUUCUUUUCGAUAGCUUUCCGUUUUUUCAGGUGACUCGUGUUUUAUUUGUUUUGUAUUCCGAAAUCUCAGAAAAAACCCUAAUCCAACCAAACCAGAUGGUUGUGUUUGGUUUGAAGAAAAAUGGAGUCUCAGCAAAAAACCCUAUCAACAACAACAACAACAACAACUGAAGCUCAACAACACCUGGCCAUGAAUUUUUUUUUGUCAGCGCAAGGGUUGCGUUUUGUUCUGGUUCUGUCAUGUAUCCUUCUUUUGGUGGCUACAUGGGGGCCAUGUGGUGCAAAGAACCGUAUAUUGGCAGAGAUGGUAGACCAGGUUGGAGAUAGCUUUGACCCAUGUGCUCGCGAUCUGCUUGGUGGUGAUAUAAGCGCAGAACAUCAUAAAAUCAACUCUGCAACCUGCCCUAGCGUUGAGAAAUUCUGUGUAAACUCGAAAGUAUUUUGCUUUCCUUCAACAUUGCCGGAUUUUUCAGCUGAAGUAGACAACUCCAAACCAGCAUCUGUAGAGGGUCAAAGUAACUCAUGCUGGUCAUCGGAUGAUUGGAUGUGUUCAUUGUAUAAAGGAAUGUCAGUAGUGUCAUGUUCUUUGACUGAUGAGACGGAGCUCCAUGACGUGGGUACCAAAGCUGAUCAACAAGCUUGGUCUCUUAAAGGACCUUCGCCUGAAUGUAGUAUGCCAUAUGUGAUCCCAGAUAAGAAUUUUGAGGUGAUGAGAUCAGAUCUUCGCGAUGCCCUCUCGUCUCCAAACAUAAAAUUGAAGCAAUUGGAGGGUGCAGAGGCAGAUGAACUGGUGCUAAGAAAUUGGAAAUUUCAAGGAACUACAAGUGGCAUGUCUGUUCUCGAAGAUGAAGAGGUGCUGUUCCCUGUGGUUCAGAUUGGUAAUCACCAUUCUAAGUGGAUCUCUGUGAAAAACCCCAGUGCACAACCUGUAAUAAUGCAGCUCAUCUUGAAUUCUAGAGAAACUAUAGAAGCUUGCAAAGCUGCAGAUAUGCUACGCUUGUCAAGCAGUGUAGUUCAUGACGACUCUACUAGACCAGCCAGGUAUGGAUUCUCAACAGCAGCAAGUGCGAUAACCGAGGUAUAUGUUCAUCCUAAUGGAAGAGCUUUUUUAGGCCCAGUUGUUUUUCACCCCUCAGAACGAUGUGCAUGGAAAGGUUCGGCGGUGAUACGUAAUAAUCUAUCCGGUGUAGAAUGGUUGUCUUUAAAAGGAUUUGGUGGGUCACUUUCCCUGGUCCUGCUUGAGGGCUUUCAGGCUGUUCAUAGUUUGGAGUUCAACCUUAGCAUAGAGAAACCAUUCAAUCCAUCAUAUCCAGAAAAGUUAUACCACAGUGUGGUUAAAAGUCCUGCCUGUUCUAAGCCUUUGUCGAAAGUGAUAUUUGCAAAGAACUCAGGAGACCUGCCUCUGGAGAUAAGAAGUAUUAAAGUGUCAGGUGCGGGUUGUGGGUUGGAUGGGUUCAAGGUACACACUUGUGACUCUUUUUCUCUUGAGCCUGGGGAAUUAAGGAAACUUCUGAUUUCUUACCAACCAGAUUUUUUUGCUGGAGUGGUUCAGGGAGAUCUCGAGCUUGCCCUUGCAACAGGCAUUUUUGUCAUACCAAUGAAGGCAAGCAUUCCUGUCUACAUGCUUAGUAUUUGCAGGAAAUCAAUCAUUUGGAUAUUGCUGAAGAAAUUCACUCAGUUGGUCUUCAUCGUCGCCUCCAUAUUGUUUUUCCUAUUCUUUUUUGUUCUUCCUCGAGUGAUAACUUCAGAUCCCUCGGAUUGCUUGUUCAAGACCGAGAGUGCCUGUAUCAGCAGGGUUAGAGGACCAUACUGCAUACACCCUAACCAUGGAAAAUGUAGGUUUUCCAUAUCUUGUUACAUGGACAACAUGUUUAAGUCAGUCAGGGAAGAUGAAACUUCAAAGCUCGGCUUUGUUAGUAGAUACUCUGACUACUCGACUGGCGCCCAGAAACAGCAAAUAACUAAGCAUAUGAAGAAUGUGCAUGAUUUUCAAGACUCACAAGUUUUUGGCAUCUGUGGACAUCAAAACAAUACAUCCCCUUUGAGAUGCUCUUCAGAAGCAAAAUCUGGGGGGCGAGAAGAUAAUAAGAAGGGCCAGCCGGAACCUCAAGAAUCUGGGAACCUCACAGUAAGGACUGGAAAAGAAAGUAGAAGGCGAAAGAAGAAAAAAAGGUCUGCAGGUGGUGCAGGACUACUUGAAGUUUCAAGCAGUCAGAGUGGAAAUUCUACACCGUCUUCGCCCUUGUCUCCUCUGACAUCUUGCACACCCAAACAGACCAUGCCAUCUCCUGAAGUUGAGCGUGUCGUCACUGGCAUUAGUUUUGUUGAUGCAGCAGAUAAGAGGAAUAAGAAAGGAAAACCCCUCUUAGCUGCUGAGAUACCAAAAGUGUUGGACUCCAAAGUUUCUGCCAAGUACAAAAGAAGUAGUUCUUUACUUCAAGAUCCACCAGAUACCCCUGUUCCAAGAAAAUCAACCAGCAAACCAGCUCUACUACCUUCUGCUACAUUUCCGAGCAUGAGUCGUCGUUUACCUUGUUUGGUUAAUGCUUCACCACUUCAUACUUCAACUUCUUCUAUUAACUUGCGUGAUCGAGCUCCGGGGUCCAAUCUACGCCGAGGUCCAAGUGCAAAAACAGAGGAAAAGCCAAAGGAGAUUGACAAGUUUGCAUACGACAUUUGGGGUGAUCAUUUUGGUGGAUUUCAUCUUGGGGGUAAUAAUGAAGUAUCUUCAAUAAUAACAAAUGCUUGGUUGUCAGGAGACUCACAGAGCUUCUUUGCUAGGGGUCCACAAAUCCUUAUGCAGAAGUCUCAAGUAAGAUCAGUAUCUCCUGUUCAUAAGUUGGGUCAGUCAUCUGUAACUUGUCCUCUUCUCCAAAAUGGUUAAAUUAUAAACCAAGUAAUACUUAGGUUCCUUAUCUCUUCUGAUUUUCUCUUAAUCAUCCCAUUUUUGCAUAUGAUAAUGGUAUAAGUUAACUACCCAUAUUCAUAGAAUCACAAGCAUCAUUCUUCCAUAGGAUCAACUUUCAUGCUUCUCUAAAGUUUUUUGUUAGCUUUCAAAUACACAAGUCGUUUGUUUUCCGCUGUUUUUUCGACUUGUUUUGUUCUGCACAGCAUGUUUUGUUCUGCACAGCAUAUUCUACUGGUACAUUGUUUUUCAGCAAUUUUUCAACCAAAUGGUUUUGUGAUUUGCAAAAUUGAUCAUUUGGUUUUUCGGUGUUCCUUGGGUUCUCACUUGAAAAAGGAAAACUGGUCUUCUUUGGUUUCGUUUAGUUCAUUCAAACCACAUAAGACUAUAUAUGACUGGUAAUGUAAAUACAGUAUUAUGUUUAGCAGCUUCCUGUAAUUAACAUAGUUUUAUCUCCCAUCUGUAUAAAUUUACUUGGGUGAAUAAGUUUUCUAUCUAAAACUCGAUAUGGAAAAGAACAGUGUUGCCAGAUUGAUGUAUGGGUAAUCUUCUGAAGUCGAUUGUUGCA
Papaver somniferum (opium poppy) is the source of this 3547-nucleotide messenger RNA. RefSeq lists its product as uncharacterized. The record is from RefSeq and is a predicted model, not a curated record. Lineage: Eukaryota; Viridiplantae; Streptophyta; Magnoliopsida; Ranunculales; Papaveraceae. The transcript is spliced from 3 exons. Gene Ontology annotation, cellular component: membrane. The coding region runs from base 196 to 2958 and encodes 920 amino acids.